Arachis ipaensis is the source of this 1720-nucleotide messenger RNA. The record is from RefSeq and is a predicted model, not a curated record. NCBI's taxonomy places the organism in Eukaryota, Viridiplantae, Streptophyta, Magnoliopsida, Fabales, Fabaceae.
UUCUCCUACAAGCUAUCCAUCCAUUAUAACAUUUCUUUCUUCACUCCUCACAACUUCAUUGGUAUUUGAUCAUGUCUAGUGCUACCAAAAACAUGAAGUUGAAAAUGAAAGCUGAGCCACAAUCUCCUCCUCCUACCAUUACCAACAUUGGAGCUGAUGAAGCCCAAGUUGAAGAUCAACCGUUGAUUGGUGUGUUAGCAAACAUACCCCUUCAAUGGAACAGCAACACUGGUUGUUUUGUAGGACCAAGUGGUUUUGUUCUCAAGCAACAACUAUCUAAGAGAGGGUUCAGACCCUUGAAAGUUGAAGUCCUUUGUUGUGGCCAAAGAGGUCAUUCUGGUUUUGCUCUUGUUUACUUUGAUUUGUUGGAACAAGCCACCAUGUUUGGGAAGAGCUUCCAAAAGGGUGGUUGUGGCAAAUGGGAGUGGAACAACGUUCUUGUUUGUCCCUCCAACAAGUUUCUCUAUGGUUGGAUUGCUAGCAAUGACGACUACAGAUUUGAAGGGAUUGUUGGUCAGCAUCUUAGGAAGACAAGAGGUUUGAACUUGAAGGGUGUUUUUGAUGACAUGAAAGAAGAAGAACAAGAUGAGAAAACGGUGCUGCAUUACAAUAAUGAGUUGCAUUCAUCAAAGGGUGGUGGAUUUUCCUUCCUUAUUGAUAAUCUCUUGAAGCAAAAGGAUGAGGUGGUUCAACGUUACCAUCAAGAUAUGGGGGAGGCUCAUCAGAGUGCACAGAAGUAUCUAGAAAACAUCAUAUCUCAGCGUGAGGAUGUUAGGGUGCUGCUGAAGCAGGAGAUUGAGAUGAGAAGCACUGCACUGGUUGUAGGGCAAGUCCUAAAUGAAACUGAGUUGGGAAAAAUCCACAAAGAGAAACUAAUGAUUGAGAAUGCUAGUUUGGAACAAAGAAAAGCUGAUCACAAUUUAGUCUUAUUGUUGGAGAAACACAAGAAACAGAAGGAAGAACUUCACAGAGGGAUUAUUGAUUUUGAAACGGGUGUUGAAGAGAAGCACAUGCUGGAGUUGGAAAUGGAGCAAAUGAAAGGGGCUCUGAAAGUAAUGAGGCAUAUGGGAGAUGCUGGUGAUGAAGAAAUGCGUGCAAGGAUUGACACCAUUCAAGAAAGGCUCAAGGAGAAAGAACAAUACAAAUACAACAGGUUUGAAGCAAUGAAUCAAACACUUGGUGUGCAUGAGGACUUACAAAGGUUUUUGAAGGAAUGUUCAAAAAGCAUUUCCGCAUGUAUCAAAAGUGAUGCAGACCUUGAUUACAAACCGUUUCUUCAUGUGGCCAAGAGAAUUUGUUUUGACGACAAAGAAGUGGGUUUGUCCUCAGAGGGGAACUACUACCUUGAGGAUCCUAGCUGGAAUCCAUUUUCCAAUAUUGAAGGAAUCGACACGGAGGAGACGGAUAUAAAUGAUUAGAGAUUCAAGUGUUUUAGGAAGGAUGAUGUUGAUGAUGAAGCUUACAAUGUUGGAGGGAAGAAUGUUACCUUUAAGUAGGGUUCAGUGUGGUACGUGGUAAGCGGUAACUUAAUGUUGUUAAUAUCUUUUUGAGAAAUUUUCUGUUAUCUAUUUUCUGUUUGUCUUAGACUUAGUUCCAUUUUGGAAAACAAUUAUAGGUGAUAAUAAUUUCAUUAUUUCCUCCUUUUCUUCUCUUUUUUGUUUUGUUUUAGGUGCAACUAUGAUUUGUCUAUAGAAAAUAAUGUACUAAAAGUUAAUUAAUA